CCCAAGAAAUACGAUGGGGAAGAAGGAGCGCAUGCAAGCGGUCGGCCGCGUCGGCGCCAAGGCCAAGGCCGGCGCCAAGACCUUUGGCCGCGGCAAGAGCAACGCCUUUGACGUGCAGUCCAACUCGCGCUCCAAGUACGAGGUGCUCGGGAAGCGCAUCAAGGGCCAAGGUCGCAACGUGGCGCAAGCCCGCGCGCAGGCCGAGGACCGCCGCCGUCAAACGCUGCUCAAGCAGUUCCAGACGCGCAAGAAGAACAACGAGUUCAAGGAUCGCCGUCUUGGCGAGCAGAGCGAAGACAUGUCGCUCGAAGACAAGAUGCUCGCGCGCUUUCAGACCGAGCGCAAGAAGCAGUACCAGCAGCAGCGCAACGCGUCCAAGUUCAACCUCGCGGAUGAGACCAACGACAACGAAGAGGAGUUUCUGACGCAUCGCGGCCAAAAGAUUGACGACUACGACGCCUUUGACGGCCACGAGGGCAGUGACAUGGACGAGGAAGACCGUGCGUUCGAGAACAAGCUCGGGCGCGAACUCGUGAACCAGCUCCACUUUGGCGGCGGCAGCGCUGCGACUGGCGACGAACCCGCGAAGAAGAAGACGCACGAAGAGAUCAUGCACGAGGUCAUGAUGAAGAGCAAGAUGUACAAGGCCGAGAAGCAGAAGAACAAGGCCACCCAGGACGAGACGACCGAGGUCCUGGACGCCGAGUUUGCGGACUUUCAAAAGAUGCUGUCGUUCCGCCCGAAGAAGGCCGACCGGACGCCGGAAGCGCGCGGCGAGCUUGAUGAAUUCGAUAAGAUGGCGCGCCUCCUCUCGAUGGAAGCCAAGGCCAAGGCCACCGAGCGCAAGCUCACGCCCGAAGAGAUCGCCAAGAAGGAGCACGAGAAGCUCGCCGAGCUCGAGAAGCAGCGUAUCGCGCGCAUGAACGGCGAAGACGAGAGCGAUACCGAGACGGCCAAGAAGGCCACCAAGAAGGGCGGCAAGAAGCAGCCCAAGUUCAUUCUCAUGCGCCCGCCGCCGGCCACGGACGACUCGCUCAACGACGACUAUCAGAUCGACCAGCAGUUCAACCAAACCAACGACAGCGACGCCGAGAACGACCAGGAAGACGGUCAAGACGAGGCCGAGGGCGGCGACGAAGAGGAAGAAGAUGACGACGACGGCGAUGAGGACGAGGACGCCGAUCUGGAAGAGGACGACGAAGAUGACAACGACGAAGAUGACGAGGAUGACGACGAGGAAGAGGAAGAGGUCGACGAAGAAGCCCUUGCCCGUGCGCAGAAGAAGCGCGCGGACGCAGCCAAGGAGAUCCCGUACGUGCUCGAGUGCCCGACGACGCCGGCGGAGCUCGCGGCGCUCUUCUCCAAGUACGCGCACAACGCGACCGACCGCAACACGAUCAUUGAGCGCCUCCGCAAGUACUACUCGCCCAAGCUCAGCGCGGCCAACCAGGGCCUCAUGAAGAAGCUCUUUGCGGUGCUUUUGCGCCAGUUCCUCAAGUACGCUGCCAAUUACGACAAGUUUGGCGCCGACUUGCACCACCUGGCGGGUCACCUUUUCGACACGGCGCAGGAGUUUCCCGACCACGCCGGCGCGCUCUUCCGUGACUACCUCACGGCGCUCCAGAAGAAGCUUUUGAAGAAGAAGACGAUGCCGUGGCCCGACAUGCGCGACUUGCUCCUUCUGCGCGUCGCGCUCUCGGUGUUCCCCGUCACGGAUCUCCGCCACAACGUCUUGUCGCCGAUCGAGCUCCUUGUCGGGCAGGCGCUGGCGAAGGCGCCGAUCGCGUCGGCCAGCGAUGUGCGCAGUGCGCUCUUCUGCGUCGGCUUGAGUUUGCACAUGUCGCGCGACAAGAAAAAGUUCUCGCCCGAAGUGCUGCACGCGCUCACGUCGCUCGUCGAGCUCCUCGGCAACCCCGAGAGCACGUGGUGGGUUGACGCCAUCAACGCGUGGGUCGAGGAUCACAAGGAGGAUGCGUUCCCGCUUCUCCCGCUGCACACACCGCUGCCCAAUGAAGCCAUGUCGGCGGCGCUCUUCCACGGUCUCUUGAGCUUUAUCGAUGUCGCGGCCACGCAGUAUGCGGCGCUGCCGUCGGUCAACGAGCUGCUCGCGCCGAUCGAGCGCCUCCUCAAGGCCAUUCACGCCAAGCACCUUCCGGCGACCAACGGCCGCCUCGAAGCCACGCUGACGCUGCUGCAGACGACCAUGAAGAGCUCGCUCAAAGCGCGCAAGCCGCUGCGCCUUCAGACGUUUGCGCCGACGGUGCUCCCGUCGUUCGUGCCCAAGUUUGACGAAAACUACGCGAUGCGCAAGGACAAGACAGCGGACCGCGACAAGGCCGAGCUCAAGCAGCUCCAGCGCCAGGUCAAGCGCGAACGCAAGGGCGCGAGCCGCGAGCUUCGCCGCGACGCGGCGUUCCUCGCGCGCCAGCGCGAAGAAGAGCGCUCCACCUGGCAGGCCGAGAAGAACGCCAAGCAAAAGGAGAUCCGGUCGUGGAUGGAGCAGCAGAACGCGACCUUCAACCAACAGGUGCGCAAGGGCGGCGAGCUCCUCAAGGGCGGCGGCGCUGGCCUCGCCAAGAAGCGCCGUGUUAGUAAAAAGUAGACGACUGCCCACUAAAAUUAAACGACUCAUGAUGUAUUACACGCC
Messenger RNA from Saprolegnia parasitica CBS 223.65, 2647 nucleotides. RefSeq lists its product as hypothetical. The transcript has a single exon. The record is from RefSeq and is a predicted model, not a curated record. NCBI's taxonomy places the organism in Eukaryota, Oomycota, Saprolegniomycetes, Saprolegniales, Saprolegniaceae. Gene Ontology annotation, cellular component: small-subunit processome; Noc4p-Nop14p complex; nucleolus. Gene Ontology annotation, biological process: maturation of SSU-rRNA. Bases 14 to 2602 code for a protein of 862 amino acids.